GCUCCAAUUCCUAUUUAUUGGUGCCUUCCAUUUUUUCUGUUAAACUGAAUGUGGAUGGUGCAAGCAAGGGGAAUUCGGGUAUUAGUGGUGGGGGAGGCAUUAUUAGAAACAACAACGGGAAUGUUCUGGCAGCCUUCUCCAAUGUUUAUGGGGUAUGUACAAAUUCGGUGGCAGAGAUAAGAGCCUUUAGAGAUGGCUUGGUAUUGUGUAAGGAUUUGGGUCUCUCUGACAUUUAUAUUAAUUCUGAUUCCUCUCUAAUUGUGAAACUUAUCUCUCAAAGAUCAUGUACCUUGUGGAGCUGCUGGUAUUGGUUUUAUGAAGUAAUCAAUCUCUGCGAUUUCCUGAGAGCUCAUAUCUCCCUUUCAUUUUGGGAAAGCAAUCGUGCAAAUGAUUGGUUAGCCAACUUUGCAUGUGAAUCUACCAUAAAUUCGGUUUUCUAUGGUUUUCCUUUUGGGUUUUGCAAGUGUCAGAGUGAUUUGUAUCUCAUGGAUUGGGGUAAGGGGCUUUCUUCUCAAAGAUCAAUGAGUCAAAAGGAAGAGUCUUCCAGCUCUAGACCGCGGGUGUCCUGCACCACUUGCUUCGAUGCUCUCUCGUUUUGCUAUUCUCCUGUUCACCAGAUGCAGCAAUAUUACAGGCUUGGAGUACUUGAUAACUGUUCUGAGAAAUGGACUGCUCUAUUUGAGUGUUUGAGUCUGAAAACAAAACGAUCUUCUGAGAUGCAG
This is a messenger RNA of Macadamia integrifolia, 722 nucleotides long. RefSeq lists its product as uncharacterized. Lineage: Eukaryota; Viridiplantae; Streptophyta; Magnoliopsida; Proteales; Proteaceae. The record is from RefSeq and is a predicted model, not a curated record.